UUGGAGAAGAAGAAAAAAGAUAAUAAUUACGUGCAAAAUGGAAUCUGUUUUACAACCACCACAACCGUUUCUUUUUGAAAAUGACCUUGUAAAUGUCACAUCUGGAAAUUUAAGCAGAGAAUGGGAGAAGUGGAAAAAAUCAUUUUUAAUAUACUUCGAAGCUUGUGAAUUAUCGAAAAAAGAAAAAAAGGUACAGAUUAAUAUUUUGUUGCAUAUAAUUGGAGAAAAAUGUCGUGAGAUAUACGACCAGUUCACAGAAACAUUCAAGACUAUUGAGGAGGUGAUUCAAAAAUUUGAUGAUUUCUUUUUACCUAAGAAGAAUUUAACAAUAGAGCGACAUAGAUUUUUCACUCGGAACCAGCAAGAUACGGAGACGGUUACGCAAUAUGUUUUUGAAUUGAAUAAAAUGGCGGCUAAGUGUGAAUUCAAAGAUUUAUGUAGCGAUCUUGUACGCGAUAGAUUAAUAUGUGGAAUAAAAGAUGCAGCAAUGAGAGAAAGAUUAUUGCGUGAAUAUAAUUUAACAUUAGAAAAGGCGGUAGACAUAUGUAGAUUGGCGGAAGUUUCACAUGCGCAAGCUGAGCAUAUUGAAACGAAAAAUCCUGAAUAUCAUGUACAUGAUGUGAAGAAUAAUAAUAACGAACAUUGGAGGGAACGGACUGAUAUUCACUGGAUAAAUCGUGGAUCUUCAAGAACCAGAGCCAACCGGGGUGUACGGCGGAUUCCUUCAGAUCGUAGGUCGGGUCACGUACCGACUUCAUCUCAUGGCGUGAAAACGAAUCGGUUUUCGUCGAACAGUGAGUGUAAUAGAUGUGGUCGCAUCCAUAAUAGGUACAAAUGCCCUGCAUAUGGACAGAAGUGUAACAAGUGUAGCCGCAUGAAUCAUUUCUCAAGAAUGUGUAGAAUAUUUGAGGUGCUGGAGGAGGAUUCCACCGAUCAGGCAUAUUCUGGUGACAGCAUUAAAGUUAUUGGUAAAUGUUAUUAUAAAGUAACUCAUAAACAGAAUAACUAUAUUUUAAAGUUCAUUAUUGUUGAUGUUGAUUCUUCGGCUAUUUUAGGCAGGAAUUCAUGUGAGGAAUUACAAUUAAUAAAACGAAUUAUGUCCGUAAGUACAGAGGAUAGUAAUAACAAAAUUUUAAAUAAAUAUUUGGAUGUAUUCACUGGAUUGGGCUGUUUACCCGGUAAAUACAAAAUAAAAUUACAUAAAAAUAUUAGUCCUGUGGUACAUGCGCCUAGAAAAUUACCAAUAGCCCUCAAAGAAAAUGUUAAAAAUACUUUAUUAGAAAUGGUGAACGAUGGUAUAAUAGCGAAGGUGGAGGGGCCCACUGAUUGGGUCAACAGUAUGACUGUUGUCAAAAAAGCCAGUGGAGAUCUACGCAUCUGUUUAGAUCCCCGAGAUUUAAAUAAGGCGAUUAGGCGGGAGCAUUUUAAGUUACCCACGUUUGAGGAAAUUACGUCAAAUUUAUGUGGUGCAAAAUUUUUUACCACUUUGGAUGCUAAGCAAAGUUUUUGGCAAGUCAUGUUACACGAGGACAGUACCGAUCUAUGCACGUUUAAUACACCAUUCGGUAGGUAUAAGUUCUUACGGAUGCCGUUUGGUAUCUCUUCAGCGAGUGAGAUAUUCCACAAUAGACUUUAUAAUCACUUUGAUGAUAUAGAAGGUGUUAUUUUGUUCGUUGACGAUUUAUUAGUUUAUGGGGAAACCAAGGAAGUUCAUGAUAUACGUUUAGAAAAGAAAACGUCACUGUUACGCGAAUUACUGAAGAAAGAAAUUGUGUGGCACUGGGACGACAGACAUGAACAGUGUUUCAGCAAUAUUAAACAGUGUUUAAUUCGACCACCUGUACUACAAUAUUAUAAUUUAAAUAAGCCAGUCACUAUAUCUGUAGACGCCAGUAAAAAUGGUUUGGGCGCGUGUCUAUUGCAAAACAAUUUACCGCACCGAGUGACGGGGCGCGCGUUACACAGCGCAGUGAUUACUUGGACUUGCAAGCGCAAGUGUGUGCAGUGUCUGCCAGCAACCCAUUGA
Molecule: messenger RNA, 2026 nt
Organism: Achroia grisella
Lineage: Eukaryota; Metazoa; Arthropoda; Insecta; Lepidoptera; Pyralidae
Exons: 4
Coding region: 38-2026 (662 amino acids)
Source: RefSeq, a predicted model, not a curated record